Terrapene triunguis (Three-toed box turtle) is the source of this 2113-nucleotide messenger RNA. RefSeq names its product CKLF like MARVEL transmembrane domain containing 4 (gene CMTM4). The record is from RefSeq and is a predicted model, not a curated record. Gene Ontology annotation, cellular component: membrane. The transcript is spliced from 4 exons. Bases 326 to 961 code for a protein of 211 amino acids. Lineage: Eukaryota; Metazoa; Chordata; Testudines; Emydidae.
GGCACACCCCCUCCCCCUCGGCACUAGCGGGGAGGCGGCUCCGCUCUCCACAACAGCGGCGCCCCGGGAGCUGAACGCCGUCCCCCGGGAUCGCGGUGCCAGAGGCGGGGUUCGGGGCGUCCCCUGGCGGGGCUAGAGGAGCGGGGCCGGGCGCCGCACCAUGCUGCCCCCGCUCUCCCCGCGCCCGUCCGCCUAAGGGCAGGGAGCCCGCGCCAGCUCCCCGUGCUGCCAUGCUGCCGGCGCUCCGCUAGGCGAGCCCGGCUCCAGCAGCGGCUCGGGACCUGACGGGCGGGGAUCGUUGCGCCUCACCCCGGGCGGCGGCACCAUGAGGAACGGCGAGGAGCUGGAAGGCUUCGAUGGCGAAGCGUCCAGCACCUCCAUGAUCUCCGGGGCCAGCAGCCCCUACCAGCCCACCACCGAGCCCGUCGGCCAGCGCCACGGGCUGGGCGGCCUCCGCUGCGACCUGGACUAUCUGCGGGGCGCUCUCGGCAAGAUCAAGAUCACCGAAGUGGUUUUGGCACUGAUUGCAUUCAUCUGCAUAGAGACCAUCAUGGAAUGCUCCCCUUGCGAAGGCCUUUAUUUCUUUGAGUUUGUGAGCUGUAGUGCAUUUGUAGUUACUGGAGCUUUAUUGCUUAUGUUCAGUCUAAAUCUUCACACAAGAAUACCACAGAUCAACUGGAAUCUUACAGAUCUUGUCAACACUGGACUCAGCACUUUCUUCUUUUUCAUUGCAUCUGUAGUACUUGCUGCUUUGAACCAUAAAACUGGAGCAGAAAUUGCUGCUGUGAUAUUUGGUUUCUUGGCGAUGAUAGUGUAUGCUGUGAAUAUGUAUUUAGCUGUUAAAAAAUGGCGAAUGAACAGCAGACAGCAGAACAGCCGGCAGACAAGUGAUUACAUUCGUGCUCGGACAGAAUCAAGAGAAGUAGAUCACCACCCUGAGAUUCAGCGUCUGGAUGCGUGAAAACUACAGCUGAGUGGGACUGGAAAGAGAGGAUAGAAAACAGCAACUUUGUAUUUUGUUUCAUCAAGUGAAGUUUAUAUAGUUUGAAGUUUUCAUUUUUUAGGAAGAGUCUUGGCAGAGAUAAGCUGACCAUUUAUAUGUACAGAGAGAGAUGUUGAUCUACAUUUAUUCAGAAGCUAUUGGCUUGGAGGCUAUAAUUAUUGGCCAUUCAAAAGUACGAUCUAUAUACAAUGAUUACAUAUAUAUCUGAUGUAUGUUAAUAUUUUAGAUUAAACACCUGUAUAGUACUUCUUUCCAGGUACCAGCUCUAGAGAAACUUGCGCACUCUGCCACUAUUUCAUCACCCAGUAGGAAUGUUAUGAUCAACACUAUAUCGUUCUGUUAAAAGAAAGAAAUAUUCCAAAACUUAAGUACAUUUUAUUGCAUAUGAAAAGAAAGUGAGGGACAAAUAGCAAUAACAUAAGCCAGUUUGAGCGUACACCAACACUUUAUACACUUCCUCAUGCAGCUUUGCCAAUGCAAUUCACUUCUCACCUGCAAGACCUCCCACAGUUCCAUCCUUGGUGCAUCUUGUAGCUGACACAGGCAAUCACGUCAGAUAUUUGGGCUGGUGGAUUGGUGAUAUGGACAGAUACACUAUGGACUAUCCUAAAACCACCAAACUCAUUUAAUGUAUGACCUCAACCAGAUUUUGAAUUGGGGCUCCUACAUGUGAAAGACUAUCACUUUUUCACCUGCUGCACAGUCAACACAACCCAUCCAACACUAGUAUGUAGGUAUCUGCUCGUGUUUGAAUGUGUAUUACAUGAUUUUAAUUCAUGAAAUACUUUUGGGGGGUUGUCAAGUAAUAGACUCUACAUCCCAAUCAAGGUUCAUUUUUUAUUUCGAGGUUCAGUCAUCUGGGAAUUUUAAGGAAAUCAGGAGCCACCAAAAAUGCAUGAUGUAUAUAUUGUAGGAUAUUCCAAGACACUGACGUGUUUUGUGUAGGAUAAAUACAUUUUAUGGCAUAUUCUGGUUUUAGAUUGGUGGUUCUGUUAAAUUAAAAUUGGUUGGUAGUAGGUAAAAUAAUUUGGUUUAAUGCCUAAAUUGGGCAUAGCUAUAAAACAUUUUUAUAAUGUUCCUUUGAAGCUCAUUUUAGGUAACGAGGACAGA